CAUUUUUCAAGCACUCAGAGCAAUUUUUAUUUCAAGUAAAAUCUUGAUUUCUCUAAUGGAUUGUUUUCUAUGACAGGUGGGAGAUUCAAGAAAGAGAUAGUAGUUGAUGGACAGAGCUACCUAUUGCUAAUUAGAGAUGAAGGAGGUCCUCCUGAAGCACAGUUUGCCAUGUGGGUUGAUGCCGUUAUCUUUGUCUUCAGCCUUGAGGAUGAAAUUAGCUUCCAGACAGUGUACCACUAUUAUAGCCAUAUGGCAAACUGUCGUAAUGCUAAUGAAAUCCCAAUGUUACUAGUAGGAACUCAGGAUGCUAUAAAUUCAAAUAAUCCUCGUGUCAUUGAUGAUAGUAGAGCACGGAAACUAUCCAAUGAUUUGAAGAGAUGUGUCUACUAUGAAACUUGUGCUACCUAUGGGCUGAAUGUGGAGCGAGUCUUUCAGGAUGUGGCACAGAAGAUUAUUUCAACCAGAAAAAAACAGCAGCUUUCAAUAGGUCCUUGCAAAUCAUUACCAAAUUCUCCAAGCCACUCAUCAGUAUGUUCAACCCAGGUCUCUGCAGUACAUAUUAGCCAGACCAGUAAUGGAGGAGGGAGUUUAAGUGAUUAUUCUUCCUCUGUCCCAUCUACUCCAAGCACCAGUCAGAAGGAACUACGAAUUGAUGUUCCACCUACUACUAAUACUCCAACACCCGUUCGUAAGCAGUCCAAGCGCCGGUCCAAUCUUUUUACAUCUCGGAAAGGGAGUGACCCAGACAAAGAGAAGAAAGGAUUGGCGAACAGAGCAGAUAGUAUUGGAAGCGGUCGUGCAAUCCCAAUUAAACAGGUACAACCUGUGUAUAUGUGUGAAUGA
Protobothrops mucrosquamatus (brown spotted pit viper) is the source of this 843-nucleotide messenger RNA. RefSeq names its product arf-GAP with GTPase, ANK repeat and PH domain-containing protein 1-like. NCBI's taxonomy places the organism in Eukaryota, Metazoa, Chordata, Lepidosauria, Squamata, Viperidae. The transcript is spliced from 6 exons. Bases 70 to 843 code for a protein of 257 amino acids. The record is from RefSeq and is a predicted model, not a curated record. Gene Ontology annotation, molecular function: GTP binding; GTPase activity. Gene Ontology annotation, cellular component: nucleus.